UCCCUCCUCCUCCUCCGGACACCCACCUGUUUGCAGCUGAGCGCGCAUGCGCAGAAAGAGAGAGGGAGGAGAGAGACGGAGAGCUAGCUCCCCAGUCCGGCUCCGCUGCUCUUCCCUGCCGGAGGGCGCCGCAGAGCAAGGAUGGCUGAGAGGCUGGCCCCGGAGCCGCCCGCCAUGGACCGCUUGUCCCCGGCUUCGGCGGCGGGAGGCGGGCUGGAGGCGGCGGGCGAGGAGUCCUCGGACAGCGAAGGGGAGCAGGAGGGCGGCGGAGGGGGCGCCUCCUCGCACAAGCUCAUCCGCAAGGUCUCCACCUCCGGGCAGAUGCGCACCAAGAAAAGUGUGAAGGAAGGUCUCCUGUUGAAGCAGACAAGCUCCUUCCAGAGGUGGAAGCGGAGAUACUUCAAGCUGCGCGGACGGACUCUCUACUACGCCAAGGACUCCAAGUCCCUGAUCUUCGAUGAAGUGGACCUGUCCGAUGCCAGUGUGGCAGAAACCAGCAUCAAGAACAUCAACAACAGCUUCACGGUGAUCACGCCUUUCCGGAAACUCAUCCUCUGCGCAGAGAACCGGAAGGAGAUGGAAGACUGGAUCGGGGCCCUGAAGUCUGUCCAAAAAUGGGAAGUCAAUGAGGCCUCCCAGUUCAACAUGGAGCACUUUUCCGGCAUGCACAACUGGUAUGCCUGUUCCCAUGCGCGCCCCACCUUCUGCAACGUCUGCCGUGAAGCCCUCUCCGGCGUCACGUCCCACGGCCUCUCCUGCGAAGUCUGCAAAUUCAAAGCCCACAAGCGCUGUGCAGUCAGAGCCACUAACAACUGCAAGUGGACCACGCUGGCCUCCAUUGGGAAUGACAUCAUUGAGGAUGAAGACGGGGUGGCCAUGCCCCACCAGUGGCUGGAGGGGAACCUGCCCGUGAGCGCCCGCUGUGCCGUCUGCGACAAGACCUGCGGGAGCGUGCGGAGGCUGCAGGACCUGCGCUGCCUCUGGUGCAAGGCCAUUGUGCACAGCGCUUGCAAGGAGCAGCUGGGGAAGAAGUGCCCUUUGGGGCAGUAUAAGGUCUCCAUCAUCCCCCCCACUGCCCUCAAUAGCAUUGACUCGGACGGGUUCUGGAAGGCUACCUGCCCCUCUUCCUGCUCCAGUCCACUGCUGGCCUUUGUCAACUCCAAGAGUGGAGACAACCAGGGCGUCAAAUUCCUCCGCAAGUUUAAGCAGUUCCUCAACCCAGCACAAGUCUUUGACCUGAUGAAUGGGGGACCACACUUGGGGCUGCGUCUCUUUCAGAAGUUCUCCACUUUCCGCAUCUUGGUCUGUGGAGGUGAUGGCAGCGUUGGAUGGGUGCUCUCAGAAAUUGAUUCCCUGGGGCUCCACAAGCAGUGCCAGCUUGGUGUGUUGCCCUUGGGAACGGGGAACGACUUGGCCCGGGUCCUGGGAUGGGGCAGCCUGUGCGAUGACGACACACAGCUGCUUCAGGUCCUGGAGAAGCUGGAGCGAGCCACCACCAAAAUGCUGGACAGGUGGAGUGUCCUGACCUACGAAGCCCCCAAACAGUCCCCGCCAGCCAUCAAAGAAGAGGAGAACGAGGACUCCAACAUGCAGGCUCACAUUUCCCAGUAUGCCGAUUCGGUGGCCCUCCAUUUGGCUAAGAUCUUGGAGUCGGACAAACACUCAGUGGUGAUUUCCUCUGCAAAGUUCCUCUGUGGGACAGUCAAUGACUUUGUGGCUGACGUUGGCAAAGCAUACGAGCGGACGACCGACAGCAAGCAGGAAGCGGACACCAUGGCGCGGAAGUGUGCCAUGCUCAAUGAGAAACUGGACUCUCUGGUUCGGGAGCUGAACGAAGAGUCCCAGGCCACUGUGCUUCCCGAAGGCACCCCUCCGCCCUCCGCCCUGCCCAGCCCAGGCGCAACGGACAAUGACAGCAAGGAGGGCCCCUUCCAUCCGAGCCCCGUGCCCAGGAUCUUCAAGUCCAAGGAGCAGCUCAUGCUCAGAGCCAACAGCCUCAAGAAGGCCCUGCGGCAGAUCAUUGAACAGACGGAGAAAGCUGUGGAUGAGCAGAACAAGCAAACCCAAGCUUAUCGGAGCAUCUCAGCAGCCGGCAAGAAGGACAGCAACGAGGAUUUCAACAAAGAGACAGAGAAACUCAAGUCCCGCCGGGACACAGUCAUCUCCACCACGUCCUCCAUCAUCCUGGACAGGCCAGAGAGCUUCAGCGCUGUCCAUUUUGCAGAGGACCCCAGUGCCAUACAAUUCUCCGAAAGAUGCGUCAUGAAUAAUUAUUUUGGCAUCGGCCUGGACGCAAAGAUCUCCCUGGAGUUCAACAACAAGAGGGACGAGCAUCCAAAAAAAUGCAGCAGCCGCACAAAGAACAUGAUGUGGUACGGAGUCCUGGGGACAAAGGAGCUGCUCCAGAGGACGUACAAGAACCUGGAGCAGCGGGUCCAGCUGGAGUGUGACGGGGUGCCCAUUUCCUUGCCCAGCCUGCAAGGCAUUGCUGUGCUGAACAUCCCUAGCUAUGCAGGAGGCAUCAACUUCUGGGGAGGCACCAAAGAGGACAGCAACUUUGGGGCCCCCUCGUUUGACGACAAGAAGCUGGAGGUGGUGGCCGUCUUUGGCAGCAUCCAGAUGGCUGUCUCACGGGUCAUCAACUUGCAGCAUCACCGCAUCGCUCAGUGCCGGAUGGUGAAGAUCACGAUUCGGGGUGACGAGGGGGUCCCAGUUCAAGUUGAUGGGGAAGCGUGGAUCCAGCCCCCGGGAAUGAUCAAGAUCCAGCACAAGAACCGGGCCCAGAUGCUGACCAGAGACAGGGCCUUUGAGAGCACCCUCAAGUCCUGGGAGCACAAGCAGAAGGGCGAGGGCUACCGCUCCUCCUCCCGACACCGGCUCAGCUCCCAGCAGUCCAUGGAGUAUCUGACGGACGAGGAGCAGGCACAGAUGCAGCAGCUGGCCCAAGACACAGAGACACUCAUUGACAGGAUCCGUGAGGCUGCCAAGACCCACCGCGCCAUUGAGCAGGAGCUGGCGCAUGCUGUGAAUGCCAGCUCCUUGGCGCUGAGUGAAACGCUUCCCAACAAGAACAGCAGCGGUGGAACCGAGCCACUUCUGUUCCUGAGCCGGAGCUCCGCCGUGGAGCUGUCUGCCAGCGUCAAAGCCCUUUACACCGAAACCCGGGCUUUUCUGGAAGGGAAACUGCAACUGGACUCCCCUCAGCAGGAGGAAGGCCUGCGCCAUGCCCUGAGCUCCGUCAGUCAAGAGCUGCGAAGGCUCUCCGAAAUACACUGGAUGGCCCCCAUCAUCAGCUCCACCGAAGAGGGCAUCAGUCAGGAAGCAUCUGGCGCCGCCAACAAGGGCAGCCUGAAGCUGCGGAUCAACCUGGCAAAGCCCAAGAAGGAGAAGCUGCAGAAGCACCGCUCCAGCGGAGUCGCUCCAGUGGAGAACUGGGGCCCAGAGGAAGUGGUGGCUUGGCUGGAGGCACUCGACUUGGGGGAAUACAAGGAGACCUUCCUGCGCCACGACAUUCAGGGUGCGGAGCUGAUCCUGUUGGAGAGGAAGGACUUGAAGGACCUUGGGGUCUCCAAAGUGGGCCAUCUGAAGAGGAUCCUGCAGGGAAUUAAGGACGCCGCCAGCCAGCAAUAGAGAAGCUCUCCUCCGAAGGAAAGACCCCAAGGGCACUGGAGACCCCCUUCCUGUCGGCUGAUGCCAUCCGUUUCCAUCAGCAGGAAGAGAGUGGGGAUGAAUGAUGUAUAUGUUGCCUGCAGAUGGGGCCUUCAGACGAGGGGAGUUUCCAUGCGCCCCAGCAUUGCCAAUGUUUACAUCUCCAUCUUUGCCAAAGACGGUGGCUUGGCAGUGUCCUCCUGUCCCUCCCCUUGGGCCCCAAUUCAUCUGCCCAUCCCCUGUCCCAGUCUCUUGUGUGAUAUUGCAUGGUGAUGAAUGGGGAAGUGUUUGCACCAUCUCUAAAACCCCAUUGACUCGA
Molecule: messenger RNA, 3967 nt
Organism: Anolis carolinensis (green anole)
Lineage: Eukaryota; Metazoa; Chordata; Lepidosauria; Squamata; Anolidae
Product: diacylglycerol kinase delta
Exons: 29
Coding region: 142-3630 (1162 amino acids)
Biological process (GO): lipid phosphorylation; diacylglycerol metabolic process; intracellular signal transduction
Molecular function (GO): ATP-dependent diacylglycerol kinase activity; protein binding
Source: RefSeq, a predicted model, not a curated record